Messenger RNA from Stylonychia lemnae, 348 nucleotides. The record is from the annotation of a GenBank genome assembly. Lineage: Eukaryota; Ciliophora; Spirotrichea; Sporadotrichida; Oxytrichidae.
AUGGCAGGCCACAAAACCCCCAUUCUUCUGAUCAUCUAGCACUUCUUUCAAUCCUUCACCGUUCAUUUCAUAAAUGCCCAUUUCGUUGGUGCUGCCGAAACGGUUCUUGGUGGCGCGCAGCAGGCGGUAGAUGUGGUUGCGGUCGCCUUCAAACUGCAAGACCGUGUCCACCAUAUGCUCCAGGAUCUUAGGCCCCGCCAGACUUCCCUCUUUGGUAAUAUGCCCGAUCAUAAAUACCGGCACAUUGGUUUCCUUCGCAAAGCGCAGGAACUCCGAAGCGCAUUCGCGCACCUGGCUUACACUUCCGGGGCUGCUGUCGAUAUAGCUGCUGCGGCUGCACGGUGUUGA